AUGGCCGACGAAGCCAACUUCCGUGUUAUCAACACAGACAACAAAUGGAAGAUCCUCAGGACUCAUUGGCGAUAUUCAUGGUGGGCGAUAUGGGUUUCCUUUGGGACUAUCAUGCAAGGCUUUGACAACGUCGCAAAUGCCGAGAUUAUCUCUAUGAUCGCUUUCACCAAGCAGUUUGGCGAGGAAAACAAGCAAGAUCCCGGCACCUACUUUAUUCCCUCUCCCUGGCUCGGUGGUUGGCAAGGAGCAAUGCAGGCUGGCAGCGCCAUUGGAGCAUUUGCAGCAGGGUAUCUCAUGGACCGCAUCGGCAGGAAAAAGUCCAUUCUGGUCGCCUGUGCUACCAGCUGCAUUGGGGUAGGAGUGCAGUAUGCUGCGCACGAGUGGCAAGUCUACCUCGCGGGCAAGUUUGUCAAUGGGCUUGCAAUCGGUGUGUGGUUCACUCUGGCUCCCACCUGGAUUGGCGAGAACGCUCGUCCCGAAUGUCGGGGUUUAUUCCUUUGCCUGUAUAACAGCACCAUUGUCUUUGGCCAGGCUCUCGUGGCCUUCGUUGCCCAAGGUGCAGUCAAGAUUGACGGCCCGUGGAGUUAUCGGACUAUCAUUCUACUGCAGAUGAUGUUUCCUGCAAUUGGCUUUGCUGGGUACUUCUUUUUUGCCGAAUCGCCGUACUGGCUAAUCCAACAGGAUCGCAUUGAAGACGCACGCAAGCAGCUGACCAAGUUGUACACAGCCAAGUACUCCGACUUUGUUGACUUGGAACUCGACCGUCUGCACGAAGAAACUCGUUUCGCAGCCGAGCUCAAGGCUGCUGCGAACCUAGGCGGGCCAGCGAUCUGGCAAGUCUGGAGGGGAGGCAACAGAAUCCGCACUUUUACUGCCGUGUUCAUCUCGGCUGGCCAGCAGCUCAUGGGCGCCAGUUUCGUCCUGGGAUACCUGACUUACUUUCUGCAGCUCAUCCAUGUCAAGAAUGCCUUUUCGGUGUCGGCAGGUCUCUUCGUGGUCAUGCUGUGCUCCACCACUUCAGCCUUUCCUUUGAUCGAAAUUUUUGGUCGUCGCAAGAUUCUGAUUGUGCCUUGCUUCCUCUUGGUGUUCAUUCUGCUGAUCAUUGGUAUCAUGGGGUGCAUCUCCAACACCAACGCAGCUGGCUACGUCAUCACGACUUGUAUAUUCUUGUGGGGUGCAAUCUACCAGUUUUCACUGGGAGCGACCGGCUUUGCCGUAGCAUCCGAAAUCGCAACGCUGCCGCUUCGAGCCCAGACACAAGGGUACAUUGUGGCCACCGACGCCUUUUUCGGCUGGCUGAUUGGCUUUAUCGUGCCGUACAUGAUCAACCCACGGCCAAGUGGCGCCAAUUUGGGAGGCAAGGUUGGCUUCGUCUUCUUCGGACUGGGAACUAUUGUCGCCGUUACUUUGUACUUCAUCACCCCAGAUACAAGAGGGCUCAGUUUCGACGAACUCGACUGGCUCUAUUCUCAAGGUGUCAGCCCGAGAAAGUUCCAGGAAGUGAUGAAGACUCGAAUCGACAACGGCGAGCAAACGCUGGAAGCUAACGUGGGAGGGAAGACAAUCUCAACUCACAUCAACCAAAUCGAGAUGGCUGAGACGAAAGCCGCGACAGUUGCGGAGCACAAAGAGGCGGCUUGA
This is a messenger RNA of Exophiala spinifera, 1641 nucleotides long. RefSeq lists its product as uncharacterized. Lineage: Eukaryota; Fungi; Ascomycota; Eurotiomycetes; Chaetothyriales; Herpotrichiellaceae. Bases 1 to 1641 code for a protein of 546 amino acids. The record is from RefSeq and is a predicted model, not a curated record. Gene Ontology annotation, cellular component: membrane. Gene Ontology annotation, molecular function: carbohydrate:proton symporter activity. The transcript is spliced from 6 exons. Gene Ontology annotation, biological process: carbohydrate transport; transmembrane transport.